This is a messenger RNA of Penicillium brevicompactum, 690 nucleotides long. RefSeq lists its product as uncharacterized. The record is from RefSeq and is a predicted model, not a curated record. Lineage: Eukaryota; Fungi; Ascomycota; Eurotiomycetes; Eurotiales; Aspergillaceae. The transcript has 5 exons. Bases 1 to 690 code for a protein of 229 amino acids.
AUGGUUUACUACUUCACAUCCAACGUCGUGUCACCCUCGGCCUUCAUUUACGUCGGCAAGGACAAGUUUGAGAAUGAGGAUCUCAUUCAGUUUGGACUAGAUAACGAUGUUUGUUUGACUUGGCCACUAACCUUCCUGCGCAACAGGUCCGCGCUCCCGCAGUUUCACGUCGACAAUUUAUCGAGCGCACACGUUUACGUACGUCUCCGUGAGGGUGAAACGUGGGACAACAUUGCCCAGCCACUGCUGGAGGACUGCGCCCAACUGACAAAAGCCAACUCCAUUGAAGGCAACAAGAAAGACAAUAUCACCAUUAUCUACACACCCUGGUCAAACCUGAAGAAGGAUGGAUCUAUGGCUGCCGGCCAAGUCACAUUCCAUAACCACAAGCUCGUCCGCAAGAUCUACGUGAAGCAGCGCGAGAACCCUAUUGUCAAUCGACUUAACAAGACCCGGGUCGAGAAGUACCCCGACCUUCGUGCCGAGAAGGAGGAGGACACCCGCAAGAAGGCGCGUGGAGAUCGCAAGACCCGGGAGGAGCAGCGCGCGAAAGAAAAGAAGAAGCAGCAGGAAUAUGAACAAUUGAAGUGGCAGAAGGAUCAUGCGUAUGAUGAUAUGUUCACCGAUGAGCAGCUAGAGGCCAGCAACAACCAAGAUCGUGACGAGGACUUCUUGGACGACUUCAUGUGA